Messenger RNA from Zingiber officinale, 7855 nucleotides. RefSeq lists its product as uncharacterized. The record is from RefSeq and is a predicted model, not a curated record. The coding region runs from base 5030 to 7753 and encodes 907 amino acids. Gene Ontology annotation, molecular function: histone binding. The transcript is spliced from 10 exons. Lineage: Eukaryota; Viridiplantae; Streptophyta; Magnoliopsida; Zingiberales; Zingiberaceae. Gene Ontology annotation, cellular component: nucleus. Gene Ontology annotation, biological process: positive regulation of transcription by RNA polymerase II; DNA damage checkpoint signaling.
GAACACAAAUACUAAACAAAUUAGAUGAAUCAUAACUAUUUCAAAACAUUUCUACUAUUCAAACUUAAAUGAAGUGAAAGUAAGAUCCUUAAAGGUUAGACCAAAACUUAUAUUAAAUUUCGUACAAUACUUAGCUUAUUUCAUGCUACUAAAGAUAGAGAAAGGAGGUACACCAAACAUACUAACACUAUCUCUACGACACAUGAACUAAGAAAAUACACGUGCUAGUCAUUUUGCUAUUGGACAAGUCAGUAGAAGAAGUAGAAGGUUCGAUGCUCUCAAAUAUACCUCAAAACUAUUCAAAAUAAACACGAUGAAAAACUACAAGUGGGAAAAGAAAGUGCAAUAUGAAACUGAAAAUAGAGAAAAGAAAGUGCAAUAUAAAAUGAAAUGCAAGUAGAUAAAGCAAAAUAAAUAAAUAUACAGAAGGACAAGGAAAAAGACUCGACUUGACUCAGGUUGUGCAAACAUAACACCCCCCAGACUUAAACUUUUCAACGUCCCGAUGAAAUCAAAACGGUGGCGGGGGAGGGGGAUAAGGGGGUCCCCGUCGUGUGUCGGAGGGAAAUCUAGGCAUAUCAGGGAGAUGGCCAAUGUGCUGGUGAUAUUGGUAAAGAGCGUCUACUUGUUGUCUAGUAAUAUCCAUAUCAUCCAUGAAAUUCCUCAUUCUUUCCUAGUCAACCUCAUAAUCUUGAACAAAUCCUGUCAUUUGGCUAUGAAAGUCUCUAGUAAACUGAAAAUGGUCCUGUACCUCCCUAUACUGGUCGUCAGACAACUUGAAGCGACCCUCCAACAAUUGUUGUUGGGUAGCGUGCUUCUCAUGAAGCGAGUUUAAGGAGGCACGGAAAUCAGAAAAAUCAAAUCUUGAAGGUCCCGUACCAUAGACAAAAGAGUACCUAACAGGUUCCAGAUAUCCAGAGGGUUGCGGGAGUCUUGAUGACGAGGGCUCUUGGUGGUGCUUGGUAUCUCCUACAAGGGAGGGAACAAACUCGGGUUUUGAAUCAAUGAUCACCUAGUUCGCUGGGUUGCGAACUGAAGUGCGCUCGGGACAAGGAAGGGGUAAUGGAAAAUCAUCGUUCCUAGGAAAAGCAAACCCAUUUUCAUCGCGACAGAUCAUCUUCAUUGCAAGACAAGAGUCGAUAUCGAUUUUAUCAUUACCAUGAACGAUCUCCAGCCCAUCAAGCUCACAACCCAGAUUUAUUGCUAUUUGGGUGAUUAAACCACCAAACAUUAUCAUCCCCGAAGAUACUUUACCUGCUCUCAACAAGUUUUGUAAGAAAUGAAACCCAGAAUCAAAGUCGACUUUAUUUAGCAUCGCUCAAAGAGAAUAAAGCUCCACCUUCCUAACCACCUCAUCACUCUCACCUCGACCAAAGAUUGUUUUGCUUAUCACACGGUGAAGGUAUCUAAAAGUAGGGUUUUGCAUGCGUGAUGCCUUUGCUCUAGAGGGUUCAUAAGGGUUCUUUGAUCCCGUGAUUGAAGCCCAAAAUCCAUUCCAGUCUAUAGUACCAUCAAAUCCACGGGCACCUCCAGUAGGUAAACCAAAACAAAUAUUAAAAUCACUAAACUUCCACCGAAUUUCUUUGUUCAUCAACCUAAAAGUUAUGACCCCAAUGUAGUCAUCCUCAGAGAAAAAUUUAACAUCAAUUGAUCUUAAAAAUUCCAGGACUAGGCAGGGGUAAGUCGGUAGACGUGUGUACAUCAUGUCAUGCCAAUCAAAGGAGCUAAUCAUCCAAUCUACAUCAUUCCUAAUUCCUAACAUAUCCAUGGUGGUUGGAUCCAUAUAUCUAGUGCACACAAUUUUCCUAGCAACAAGAAUAUCAUAUCUAGCUUUAUGUUCUUGAUUUCUAAAAACAAUAUUAAAUUCGUUGUCGUUACCUUCGUCGCGUGCUACCCUUUUGUCUUUGCCUUUGGAUGAAGAAGUCUUUCCCUUGCCUUUGUCUCCUCCCGGUGCAUCUCCUUCGCCAGCUCCACCGCUUCCUUUUCGGAGUCUCUUCAGAAUUUGAGACAUGAUAUGCAAGGCGAAUUUGAGGACUUUCUUAUGGGUGGAUGUGGAUCUUGAAGAUAGAGGAGGGGAAAGAAGAAGAAUAGGGGAAUUGUUCCUCUCUUUUCGGAUUUGGGGCUUGAAGAAAACUUAGAUCUAGAUCUAGAUCUUAGUAAAGAUGAGUCUUAGAUGUAGGUAAUGAAGGUUGAUGAGGUGUAGUGGGGAAGAAAAGGUAAAGACACGGCCUGGUUGAUGGGGUCGCCGCACAACCGUGCCUGUUGGCACGACCCCUUCUUUCCUCCUCUCGACCGAGAUCGCACGGCCGUGUCAACCGACACGACCUGUGCACUCUUCUCCUCGGGUAGCUUUGCACGGCCGUGCCAGAUCCCCACGGCCGUGUAUUGUUCCUUCUCUGCAAAGGCCACACGGCCGUGUGGGUUCACACGGCUUGUGUCAUUUCCUCCUCUGUCAGCUUCGCAUGGCCGUGUAGAUUCACACGGCCAACUCCCUUACGCGCGUAGUGUCUCGCUCUCAUCCUUUUUGACCCCUCCGAUGCUGCCACGCCCAUGAAACGAUCACGACCAACUCGUGGAGGCUAAUGCACAUCCUGAAAACAAAGAUCCAAGAAUAAAAAUACUUGAUUGAACUAAAAUAGAACGACAGGUGGAUAACGAAUUAAAACGAAACCCUUGGGUUGCCUCCCAAGAAGCGCUUGUUUUAGCUCGACCUCGUAUCAGUUAAUGUGGACUAAACCCAUCGAAGCACGACUCUCCUCCUAGGGUUAAUGCUCCAGUUUGCGCCUUCAGUUUCACUUGUGCAGGACAAAUAUACUUUUUAUUGCUUGUUGGGGGCGACCUCUCAAGUUUUGCCGAAUCAUGCAUCAUGUCCGACGACCUUCCAUGGAAACUGCAUUUCUCAGCUUUGUGUAUAUUCAACUUGCUGGCAUUUCCCUGAAAAGAAGAGAUGCAAUUAGGUAAAUCAGAUAAAUCGAAUUCUAACCUUUCUUUACCGAUCUCCAGGGAUAUCUUGUGACGUUUCACAUUGAUGAGGGCUCUAGCGGUGGCAAGGAAUGGUCUUCCUAGGAUGAUUGAGAUCUUGGGAUCCUUCUCUAUAUCCAGGAUAACAAAAUCUACAGGAACGAUGCAUCCACCUAUCUCUACUGGCACGCCCUCCACUAUACCCAUUGGGUAUCUACAUGAAUGGUCAGCCAAUUGUAGUGUUAUAGUAGUAAGUUUGAUGUUCUAGAGUCCUAGUUUCUUGCAUAACGAGUAUGGAAGUAGGCUGACACUCGCUCCCAAGUCGCAGAAAGCCUUGUGUAUAAGCUCAGAGCCAAUCUUACACGGUAUAAAAAAACUUCCUGGAUCCUAGAGCUUCGGGGGAGUGUUUGCCGUGAGAAGAGCGCUGCACUUUUCUGUCAAUGUUAUAGUCUCGAAGUCGCUAUGCUGUCUUCUGUUAGAAAGAAUACUUUUUAAUAAUUUGGCGAACUUCGGCAUUUGGUGCAGUGCGUCUAUUAGAGGUACUUCAAUGCAGAUUUCUUUAAUCUUCUUAAGGAAUUGGUGGAACUCUUCAUCUUUUUGGGAUGUUAUUAGCUUUUGAGGGAAAAAAAUCGCCUGACUUUGUGGGGGAAGUGGAAGAGUCCCUUCAACCUUCUUGGUAAUCUCCUCCCUAUCCUUGUUCUGGAUUAAAUUAGGUAUGAGAGGAGAGAGCUCAUCUUCUGAAUCAAUUCCUUUCCGAGCACUCAUUUGGGGAUCUCCCAAAAUCCGUCCGCUCCUCAGCUCAAUGCGGUCACAAUGUUCCACCGGGUUUAUGUUGGGCUUUCCCGGAAAUGCUCCCGGUGCUCUUGAAAAGGACUGGACUAUCUGAGCGAUUUGGCUAUCUUGCAUCUUUUGAUGCUUUUUAGAAUUCUCUAUUCUUUGAUUCAAUUGCUUGAUUUCAUUCUUCAUCUCCUUUUGCUCCAAGAGAGCUUCUUCAAGCAUCUUUUCAAUUCUGGACAGUUGUGAAAGUUGAUGUUGUUGAUAAGUCUGGUCCAGAUUGGUGGUUUUGUUGCCUAGGUUGGUAGCUUGGCUUUGCUGGUUCUUGAUCUUGAUUUCCCCGGUAAGAAAAAUUUAGGUGGUUUCUCCACCCAAGGUUGUAUGUGUUGGAGUAGGGAUUGUUUUGCCUUUGGUUAUAACCGACUAUUGCAUCGCAUUGUUCAAGUUGAUGUAUUUGCCCUUGUAUUAGCCCUAGGGGGCAAGUAUCUUGAGCAUGAUCCAAACUUCCACAAGUUUCGCGCACAUACACUAUUGCAUUAGCUGUGUUGUUCCCCAUGGUCUCAAGCUUCUUAGUCAGAGCAUCUAACCUUGCGGACAUGAGCGUGACUGCAUCUAUGUCAAAUUUUCCUGAUGCCUUUAUUGGAUUCCCAGAAAAGAAACCUCCAGAUCUUUCGGUUGCCCACUAAUGAUGCUUUUGGGCCACAUUCUCUAUUAUGUCUUCAGCUUCACCAAGACUCUUGUUCAUCAACGCCCCUCCUGUUGCAGAAUCGAGGGACACCUUCGUGUGAUAAUUGAUUCCAUUGUAGAACGUGUGUAGCACCAACCACUUCUCGAGGUCAUGAUGGGGGCACUGUCUCAACAUACUCUUGAAUCUGUCCCAUGCUUCGAAUAAUGAUUCUGAGUUUGUCUGUUUGAAGCUUGCAAUUAAAUUCCUCAUGUGUGCAGUUUUUACUUGGCGGGUAAAAUUUGUCCAGAAAUUUCUGCUCACACUUCUCCUAAGAUGUAAUGCUGUUUGCUGGUAAAGAAUUAAGUCACUGCUUGGCUCUAUCUUUCAGGGAAAAUCCAAAAAGAAGUAACCUUACUGUUUCUAGAGGGACCCCGUUCACUUUCAUAGUACUACAGAUCUCAUUGAAAAGCUCCAAGUGAUGAUUGGGAUCAUCGUGCGGUCUUCCUCCAAAUUGAUUUUGCUGAACCAUGUGGAUCACUGCAGACUUGACUUCAAAAUUGUUAGCUUCAAUUGGUGGUCGGGUGAUGCUAGACCGAAGCCCUCGUGCAUAAGCGGCUUCAUUUUCCUAUGUAUCUUUCCUCAUCUGGCAUUCCAGAUACCACUUCAAUUCAAUUAAAUGAAGCAAAUCAAGAUGGAAAGGAAAAAAUUUUAGUGCCAGUGUGGGAAGCUAACCCAGAAAUUGCAGUUAUACAAGGUGGAUCCAGUGGCCAGCCUCAAGCUGAGACUGGAGAAGCAGGGCAAAAUGUGUCACGGGUUGGCUGCACACUUGGUAUGCCUGAGAAUAUAAUUGGAAUACCAUUCAGCAAAAGUGACCAGGAAUAUUUGCCGGGAUGGAAGGGGAUUCGGGAGGUUCACAAGCUCGGGAAGGAUGAUGCACAUGAUACAGUCGAACUUUGUGUAGCUGCCUCAGAAGCAAUGGCAAUCUCAGAUGCCAUUAGCAGUGGUCCAUUUGAAAAUUUAACUGCUACAACUGUACUAGAAAUAGUUCUUCGUAUGAAAGAAAUGCGAAAAGCUUGUGACUUAGUUGUCGAGACUUGUCCAGCAUCAGUUGAUGAAGUUGAUGAGCUUGAUAACUUAUUUGAUAUUGAUGAACAAAUUAUGGAAUAUGCAUAUAAUGAUGUAGGCAUUUCUAUUGCUCACAUAGCUGAAUCUCCUAGGAAUAUGUGUAGUGUAAGAGAUUCUUCUCUGAAUAUAAGUGAUUCAAUUAUUGAAAGACACCAUCUGCAACCCAAUUCCUUGAGUGACACAAAUACAUACGUCUCAGAAACACUUUUUCAGUGUAUUAGAAAAGCAGAAAAACAGGAAUUUGAGGAUCAAGAGCCUGAUAAAAAUGAUAUAACAGUAAAAAAAUAUGAUUAUUCUGCUGCUGAUCCAAACACAUCUUCAGUAGUUUCAACGACAAAAAAAACAAGGUGCCUCCAAUCAUCUGGCCUGGCAGAUCAGCAUGGCCAGUCUAUAACUCAAAAACAAGUAGACAAGAAUCUAGAUGAUACGGCUAAAAAUAGGAAAGGUUCAGAGCAUGGGGAGAUUCUUCUGGAUGGUAACUUCUCCAGGAAAGUCAAAGCAUUUUCAAGAAAACACAUGAAAAAAUCACUUAAUUGGGAGACCAGCUACAUUUCUGAAUCAGAAGAUGGUAUGGAUGAGAACCAACAGGAACAGAUGGAGCAACUGAGAAAUGAGAUAAUUUCAUCUUCAAGCACGCCACUUCAAGUAUCUACUUCUGUUUGCAAAGGAAAAGUGCAUGAUUGGGAAGGAAUUAUCUCUUCACAUGAUCUAGUGCAGUCAUCCCACUUAUCAUUAGUGGAUCCAUUUAGUUCCUUUGUUCCGUGCAGUAUUGUAUCAAAUGAUGUUUCAAAACUUGAUGAUUGCAAUAAAGAAAUUGUUGGAGGGGAUAGUACAUCAUCUAAAGAAAGGUUCACUGGUGAAAUAUCUUCUAGUGGAAGGGUCACACUAUCACACUGUAAAGAGACUUUUCUGUCUUAUCAUUUAUCAGAGGAUGAAGAAUGUGAUCUUCCCAAGUUUAGUUUUUCCAACAAAAGAGUUUGCAAGCCACACAACAUUCUUAUGCCGUGCUUGACCUCUCCAAAGAAUAACAUAUUACCUAAUAAACAAAUUCAAUUGCAUACAGUUUCUGGAAAAAAAUCAGAGUUACCUUUUGCUGAACGAGAUGGACCAAGGCAUAGUUAUAUUAUUGGAAGUAAGGAUCAGCAAGAUCUUAGACUCUCUCCUGUACUAGAGACUGAAUUUGAUAAGUUGGCAGCCAAUGAUAAGAAUGAGAAAGUAUUUGUUGAUAUUAAGAAACGUCGCUAUCAAGCUUGUCCAAAUGAUGAUGAUAAAAGUGACAAGAGAUGUUCAUUAUUGGAAAUGACCAAACAUCAAAGUUCUGCUAAGCGAGUUCAUUUUCUGGAUGCAAUAUGUAUGGACCAGAGUCAUGACUUAGAUCACAAAAUCAAUACCAGAUCCAAAUUGACUAACAAGUUUGAAGCUAGCAAGAAGAAUCACAAAAGUGGCACAAGUUGCAUAAGAGUUCCGAAAGAAAGAAUAUUGCAUGGGCUAGAAUUUUUAUUGACUGGAUUUCCUACUGAAAAGGAAAAAGAACUUGAGGCUUUGAUCUUUCUACAUGGAGGUUAUACUCUGGGAAAUGUACCAAGGGAAACACUAAGUUUAAGAAGAAAGUUGAAAGAGGACUUUAUAAUCAGGAUGCCUCCCAUUAUUCUCUCUCCAAAGAAGGUGAAAACAACAAAAUUUUUGUAUGGAUGCGCUAUCAAUACUUGGACCCUAGAAUCUAAAUGGCUUUUUGAUUCAGUUCAUUCUGGCUUCAUAUUGCCACCUUGGAAGUAUAUGACUCGACCCAUUCAAAUCACUCCAAGACAACUGAGGGUCAAAGAUCUCUGCAUCAAAAACAACUUCUUCAUCUUUAAGCAGCUGCAUGUAAUGCUUGAUGGAAAACUCAAUUUCUGCAGUAAAUUUUCCAGAAUCAUAAAGCAUGGUGGUGGUCGAGUAUUCAGCACUUUAUGCCAACUUACUGAAAGUUUAAAGGAUAAAGAAAAUACAAUAGGAGUUGUACUUGUCGAGAAUGGAGCUGGUGUUUCCCGUCAUCUAAAGCACUGUCUGUCUGAGUAUGAAAUAAAUGUAGUGCCAGUAAGCUGGAUCAUAAACUGCUUGUUUUCUGGUAAGCUGCUUCCUCUCAAGAAGCAUCACCAUGCUCCAUUCCAAAGAAUUAAAGUGCCAAAGUGCCCCGUGGACAUGAGCCAAGAGAUAUACCGUACAAAUUGGAGCAUUCGAGUUUAACUCGAGGAAAUCAAAGAACAGCAGCGGUAUAGUUUGAGCGAUCGCCCAAGCCCUCCUCGCUGCGCCGCCGCAAUCGCUGUUAUCCGAUCAGACGAGGGAGGA